Molecule: messenger RNA, 1868 nt
Organism: Stomoxys calcitrans (stable fly)
Lineage: Eukaryota; Metazoa; Arthropoda; Insecta; Diptera; Muscidae
Product: transmembrane protein 115
Exons: 2
Coding region: 167-1552 (461 amino acids)
Biological process (GO): retrograde vesicle-mediated transport, Golgi to endoplasmic reticulum
Cellular component (GO): membrane; Golgi apparatus
Source: RefSeq, a predicted model, not a curated record
UCCCUGAGUUGACUUGGUCCAAUUCAGAAUUCAGUGUCCACGAAUAAGAACCCAAAACUAAAGAUAUUUUCCAUUUUCAAAAACUAUCAUCUGUAUGGACGAGUUGUGAAAAGAGGGAAAAUCAAUCGCACAUAGAGUGGGAGCAUAUAGUUAUAACGUAACAGCGAUGUCGGCCACGACACAUAUAUUAAAUAGGAAUUGGCCCUAUUUAAGGACUCAGACACAGGCUCUACUCCACAAUACAUCGCCGGUGAUCACAUUUAUAUGCCUGGUGACCUUUUGUGGUUAUUUAUUGUCCUUCAGCGAAACGGCAGUAUUAUUUCUAACAGUAACUCCAGGGUAUAUUCUUCCCAACGCAGAAUUUUGGAUAUGGACGGCAUUUACAUUUUGCUUCAUCGAAUUGCAUUGGUGGGAAGUGCUUGUGGAUGUAGUGACAGUGGGCCUUUGUGGUAAAAUGAUUGAACCUUUGUGGGGUCAAAUGGAGAUGUUCAAAUUUUUUGCAUUGAGCAACUUUGGAGUGUCCAUAUUGACAACCAUAUACUAUUUAUUCUACUACAUGAUCACCAAGAAUCCUCAAAUAUUAUUUGAUGUGCACAUCCAUGGACUUGCGGGCUAUGUCGCAGGAAUCUGUGUGGCGGUGAGACAAAUAAUGCCAGACCACUUGAUAUUGAAGACACGCUGGGGAAAACUGACAAACCGCAAUGUACCCUUGACUGUGUUGGUGCUGUCAAUUAUAUUUUGGGCUGUAAAAUUAUUAGAUGGUACUUACCCGGCGAUGUUCGCCUCUGGUCUUCUUGUGUCGUGGGUAUAUUUGCGCUUUUAUCAACAUCAUCCCAAUGGUCGUGGAGACAGUUCGGAGAGUUUCACAUUUGCCAGUUUCUUUCCAAAUAUGAUGCAACCAGUGAUACAUCUUCUUGUUAAUCCAAUUUACAGAUGUUUUCUAAAGAUGGGUGUGGUGCGACCUCCGGCACCCCCAAGAGUUGCCUCAGCUGCCAGUUUAACAUCUGUAUCGAUUUCAAUGCCCGGAGUAGAUCCUCACGAUAUCGAAAGGAGGAGACAAAUUGCCCUUAAAGCAUUAAGCGAACGCUUGAAAUCUACGGAAACUACAAAACAUACACAACUACCAAAAUCAUUUCCCACCGUGGCCGGAAGCAGUGGCCACGGCCAUAAUCAGCAUCAGCAACAUAAACAUCACCACGGUCACCAUGGACAUAGUCAUCAGCAUGGUCACCAACAUGGACCACAUGGACAUCAGCAUGGAUCUCAUGGGCAACAUCACCACGGUCAACAUUCGGGCCAUAGUCACGCCAGUGGUGGUCAUGCCGAAAUACAGACUCCUCCAUUUUUGGCCCACUCGGCAUCCGCUUCUCAGCCAAUAACAACGGCACGGUCAGAACCGCGAAUGAUUAGUACAAUGAGCCCGAUUGCCAUUCCAAUGCCCGCGCCGCCUCCUAAAUCGAUACCAGCAGAUAAUUCUGCCAUAGUCCCCAGCGAAUUUGUCGAAAGUCGUGAUAAAGCAUUACUCAUCGAUAUGGAUACCGAGACACAGUAAUAUGUUAAUAUGUUGUAGUAUAGAAAUAGUAGCAUUAUUAUCAGCUAAAUUAAAACUCGACGACGACGAUGCGGCUGCUGCGAACGUGCUUAGCAGUAAAGAUUUGUUUUUAUUUUAUUUUUUUUUAUGAGAAUCCUGUAUAAAAAAUCUAGCAUUAUUUGAAGUAUAGUUGGUACAUUUCCAUACGUUUCUUUACUUAUUUUAAAGGAAUAAGAGUUAUUUACUUCCUUCCCGCUAUGUUAUAUCCUGUUUCUCUUUUGUAUGUAAUUUAUGUAUGUUUAAUAAAAUAUUAAAAUGCAAUAAAUGCUUUAGGAAA